AUGGGAUUAGAUUACCUUCUUUUUGAAGAAGCCACAGGGUAUGGUAUCUUCAAAGUAUUGAUUCAACAAGAUGACAUUGCUUCCAGACAAAAAGAAGUCCAAGAAGCUUCCAAUGAUUUGGCCAAGUUUUCCAAGAUGGUUGAGUUAGUAUCAUUCGCUCCAUUCAAGGGUGCAGCUCAAGCUUUAGAAAAUGCUAACGACAUCUCCGAAGGGUUAGUUUCUGACUACUUGAAAUCUAUUUUGGAAUUAAACUUGCCAAAAACCUCAGCUAAGAAUAAGAUUACCUUGGGUGUGUCUGACAAGAACUUGGGUCCAUCAAUCAAGGAAAUUUUCCCAUAUGUUGAUUGUUUAUCCAAUGAAAUUGCUCAAGACUUUUUGAGAGGAAUCAGAGUUCAUGGUGCUAAGUUAUUCAAGGAUUUACAAGAAGGUGAUAUUGAAAGAGCCCAAUUAGGUUUAGGGCAUGCUUUCUCCAGAGCUAAAGUUAAGUUCUCUGUCCAAAAAAACGACAACCACAUUAUUCAAGCUAUUGCCUUGUUAGAUCAAUUAGACAAAGAUAUCAACACCUUCUCCAUGAGAGUUAAGGAAUGGUACGGUUGGCACUUUCCAGAAUUGGCCAAGAUUGUUCCUGAUAACUAUACCUUUGCCAAGUUGGCUUUGUUUAUCAAGGACAAGGCUUCUUUAACUGAUGAAUCUUUGCAUGAUGUUGCUGCUUUGGUCAAUGAAGAUUCUGGUAUUGCUCAAAGAGUUAUUGACAAUGCUAAGAUCUCCAUGGGUCAAGAUAUCAGUGAACAAGAUUUGGACAAUGUUAUUACAUUUGCGCAAAGAGUAGUAAACAUCAGUGAAUACAGACAACAAUUGUACAAAUACUUGACUGAUAAGAUGCACACUGUUGCUCCUAACUUGUCUACCUUGAUUGGUGAAGUUGUUGGUGCUAGAUUGAUCUCCCAUGCCGGUUCCUUGACCAACUUGUCUAAGCAAGCUGCCUCAACUGUGCAAAUCUUGGGUGCUGAAAAGGCUUUAUUUAGAGCUUUAAAGACCAAGGGUAACACUCCAAAGUAUGGUUUGAUUUACCAUUCCUCAUUCAUUGGUAAGGCCAGUGCUAAGAAUAAGGGAAGAAUUUCCAGAUAUUUGGCCAACAAAUGUUCUAUUGCUUCCAGAAUUGAUAACUAUUCCGAUGAACCAACCACUGCUUUUGGUGAAAUAUUAAAGAAGCAAGUUGAACAAAGAUUAAACUUUUACGAUACUGGUUCUGCUCCAAUGAAGAAUGCUGAUGCUAUUAAGGAAGCUUUAGCCUUGACUGGUAAAGAUCUUGCUGAUAUUGAAGUUGAUGAAGAAGAACAAGAGGAAGAAGAACCAAAGAAGGAAAAGAAAGAAAAGAAAGAAAAGAAGGAAAAGAAGGAAAAGAAAGACAAGAAGGAAAAGAAGGAAAAGAAAGAUAAGAAGAGAAAGGCUGAUGAUGACGAAUCCCCAAAGAAAAAGAAGAAGAAGUCCAAGGAUUAA
Spathaspora passalidarum NRRL Y-27907 is the source of this 1500-nucleotide messenger RNA. It is a transcript of the gene SIK1, whose product is annotated as snoRNP complex protein. Gene Ontology annotation, cellular component: box C/D methylation guide snoRNP complex; small-subunit processome. The transcript has a single exon. The record is from RefSeq and is a predicted model, not a curated record. Gene Ontology annotation, molecular function: snoRNA binding. NCBI's taxonomy places the organism in Eukaryota, Fungi, Ascomycota, Pichiomycetes, Serinales, Debaryomycetaceae. Bases 1 to 1500 code for a protein of 499 amino acids.